Messenger RNA from Exophiala bonariae, 2145 nucleotides. RefSeq lists its product as uncharacterized. Gene Ontology annotation, cellular component: plasma membrane. The record is from RefSeq and is a predicted model, not a curated record. NCBI's taxonomy places the organism in Eukaryota, Fungi, Ascomycota, Eurotiomycetes, Chaetothyriales, Herpotrichiellaceae. Gene Ontology annotation, biological process: iron ion transport; intracellular iron ion homeostasis; copper ion import. Gene Ontology annotation, molecular function: ferric-chelate reductase activity. The transcript has a single exon. The coding region runs from base 1 to 2145 and encodes 714 amino acids.
AUGGACGAACUCCAUCCUGCGGAACUUUCAAAGAUCCUUCGAUUGCCUCUGAAAUCUACAGGCACUCUUCUCAAGGCCCUGGAAGAGAGCGGAGGCCAUGGUCCUCCGAGCACCCUCGAUCCGGAGCAUAUCCGCAGGAUCAUCGCAGCCAUCCUCUGGCAUCGCAAGUUCAUCCUCACGUACUACCUCGCAAUUGGCUCUAUCAUAGCCAUCUCAUGCUCAGUCACGUUAUAUCACAGAGCCAGACGAUGGCAUAGAAAGAGGCAGGCACAUAACGCGUCAAAUAUCCUCGCUACCUCGUCAUCAAGCACUUCCUCCUCCUCGAGCAGCACUCUUCACGAGGCGUCUAUAUUUCCUGCUACGAAGAACACCGAGACGACGCCAUUGCUCGCCUCCGAAAAAACUGUCCUUCGUCCUCGUCCUGCCUUCCUCAAUCGUCUCAAGGCAUGUCUGAUCUAUCAACCUCGUCCUAUCUAUGCUUUGACAUCCCGGGUAAACGUCUUGCCGGAUAAUGCUACAACAAUAUCAAUUCUCUUGUUCGCGGCUCUGAACUUGUUCUAUCUACUUUUCCGUGCUCCCCUGCAACUAGAAUGGAUAUUCAUCAUUGGAGACCGGGCAGGGCUCCUCUUCGUCGUCAAUCUGCCUGUACUCUACAUUCUGGCGGCGAAGACGAAUCAACCGAUCAAAUUUCUGACUGGCUGGUCUUAUGAGGGCCUCAAUUUGUUCCAUCGCCGGCUAGGCGAAUGGAUGAUCAUAUUUUCUGUGAUUCAUAUGUUCGGAAUGCUCACAGUUUGGUAUACUAUACUUCGUCCUUUGGGCUACACCAUUAUUAUCUACCUUACUUCUCCGACAGUCUACCUCGGUAUUGUGGCAAUUUUGUCUUACUUCGUCAUUUAUGCCACUAGUACAGGUUGGUUUCGUCAGUUGUAUUAUGAAGCGUUUCUCGGUUUGCACAUAGCUUUUCAAGCAGCUGCGCUUGUUUUUCUGUUCUUUCAUUAUCCCACAGCAAAGCCUUAUGUGGUCGCCACCUUCCUAGUGUGGGCGAUUGACAGGGUCUUUUGGCGGAGUACUCUGUCUAGCAGGAAAUUCAUUGCUACAUUGGAAGUGGCUCCAGAUGAGAAAACUGUACUAGUUCAUUGCGACAUUGAUUUACAGCAAAGGACUUUUGGUAUGCGAACAGGACUUCAUCAUGGCUGGCAACCUGGCCAGCAUCUUUUCUUAACAGUACCAAGCAUGGGCACGAAGCAUCGCUUCCAGACACACCCAUUCACUAUUGCUUCUCCUGCUCCCCCAGAAGAAGUGGGUAUAAAAUCAUGGCCACUGCAAUUGAUCAUUCGAUCAAUCGAUGGGUUCUCACUUGACCUGCUCAACUAUGCACGUCACCAUCAGCACUGUGAGGUAAUCCUAGAAGGCCCUCAUGGCGCAAUGCAUGCACCGGAAGCUGCAAAUCAUUCUGAUCGUGUAUGCUUUGUUGCUGGUGGAAGUGGAAUUGCUGUGACAUACCCCUUGGCUUGGCACCAUCAAAUCAAGAAGCAGAACCAACACAAUGCAGUGGUCAACCUGCGGACCGUCUACAAGGACGGAUCGAAACACACGCCAACAGUGCUUGAUUGUGGAUCUGUCUUUGACACCAGAAAAUUCUCCCACUUCUGGGUUCGCCAAGAUCCAAGACAUAAACGUUGGAUCUCCAUCGUCCCGAAGGCGAGUGCAUUCGGCUUUGACGGUCGGAAUGUGAGGCUUGAUAUGGAGUACACAGCCAAGGAGGAUAACCUUGAAGAGGUCACCAACUUGAUCACUCGAACGUACGACACAAGGCGCCCAGGACCAGACGGCGGAAGACCUGACAUGAAGAGCGAACUCUGGGAGUGGGUUACAUCUAUUGGUAUAUCAAGCUCUUCAUCUACAACAACCCUCGAUACGUCGACCCACACUCUGCUCGGAGAACAAGAAGAUGCUCCAACGAGCUCAUCGAGCUCAUCUUAUCACUCUCUCCCUCCCAAAAGCAUCAAAGACCGGAAGAGAGAAAAGAUAUGCGUCAUCGUCUCUGGACCUGACGGUCUUGUUCGCGAUAUCAGAAACAUGGUUUCUCAACUAGCCUGCGAAGGGUGGAAUAUCGAAGUUUGCGUGGAGAAAUUCGGGUGGUAG